AUGAAUUCUGAAAUUAUGCCAAGCAAGUGGAAAGCAGAAGGGAGUGGCAGUGCAAUACCAAGACUGAGGAGGUAUGAGAUUUACCCUUCUAGAGAGUCUCAUACUGGAAGGACUCUAAUGAUCCACAAGGCUAAUACUGGUCUGAGAGAGGAUGGAGAAAUCAAAGAGGAGAGAACUGUCCCCUCCACAAAUAAUCACUGGUCCAGGCUCAUAGAUGAGGAGGGAUUAGAGCAGGAAAACUGGCAGGAUAGUCAGAGCCAACAACUACCACCUGAUAAAGCUGAAGGCAGUGGAGCCACUCCAGCAGCCUCAAAAGAAGAGGAUGACCCUGAGACCAUGGCUCAGGGCUGGACUAUUCAAGAUGGACACAUCAUGCAAAAGGAACCUCCUCCACUGGAAAGUCCUAUUGCUGAUGAUGAGUCUCUACAUUCAUUCCCUGGUCUGCCAUCAGGAUAG
Guyanagaster necrorhizus is the source of this 456-nucleotide messenger RNA. RefSeq lists its product as uncharacterized. The record is from RefSeq and is a predicted model, not a curated record. NCBI's taxonomy places the organism in Eukaryota, Fungi, Basidiomycota, Agaricomycetes, Agaricales, Physalacriaceae. Bases 1 to 456 code for a protein of 151 amino acids. The transcript has 2 exons.